AUGUAUAAUCUAAUCAUUUUAAGUCAAAUAACCACACAAUUCCGCCAAAAUGUAUUUCAAAUGCCUAGAUGUGAAUAUACUUUAAGAAAAGAUUCGGCAGAAGGGCCGAUUGUGCAGUUUGCAAUUUUGGGUCAACCAGUCUAUCACCGUUGGGAAUGUAUAGAAGAAGGGGGGCAAGAUACUUUUGGAAUGCUUGUACAUUCUUGUUAUGUAGAUAAUGGAUUUGGGGAUAGAGUGGAUAUUUUGGAUGAAAAUGGGUGUGGAUUGGAUGCCGUUUUGUUGAGAACACCAGAUUAUGAUACAAGUUUACAUUUAGCUACAAAAGAAUAUCACGUAUUUAAAGUAAACAAAAAUAAUUUUUAA
Molecule: messenger RNA, 363 nt
Organism: Meloidogyne enterolobii
Lineage: Eukaryota; Metazoa; Nematoda; Chromadorea; Rhabditida; Meloidogynidae
Source: the annotation of a GenBank genome assembly